Molecule: messenger RNA, 1455 nt
Organism: Drosophila obscura
Lineage: Eukaryota; Metazoa; Arthropoda; Insecta; Diptera; Drosophilidae
Exons: 3
Coding region: 120-1334 (404 amino acids)
Source: RefSeq, a predicted model, not a curated record
GAUAAGCGGCCGCAAACAUAUGUAGGAGGGGGAAAAUUACGCGGUAACUUUCGUAACGCGAGUGGUGGUGCCAGUGUGUGUCAGUCGAGUGGAGCAGUUUGCCAGAAACGGAUGGGGCCAUGGAACCUCAACAGAAGCCAGAAUACAGCGCGGAAUAUUUCCAGAAAGCUCUGGCCAAAGCUUACCAAAGCACAGAUCUGCGCGUGGAAAACUUUCGCAUCGAGGUUCUAAGCCAAAAUGGGGAGAACUUUUGCAGCGUCAUCUACCGCGUGGUAGUGGAAUUUCGCAAGUCAGCCGCCGCCCCCUUGGAGACGGGUCGCUACAUCCUCAAGGAUUUGCUGCCCGUCGUGGCGGAGCUGGGUACCAACGAGAAGACCAUGUUCGAGGAGCUGCUGCCAGCCAUGGGUGCCAUACUGGAGAGAGCGCCACCCAGUCUGGGCGAGCACAAGCUGAGCGCUGAUUGCCUCUUGGCCGAGGCAGCCAACGGCAAGGAGGUGUACGUACUGGAGGAUCUUGGCGCCCUGGGCUAUGCCUCAAUGGAUCGCUUUCGGGGUCUGUGUCGGGAGGAUGCGCAGAUGUGUCUGCGAAAGAUGGCCCAGUUUCAUGGCGCCUCGAUGAUCCUGUGCCAGCAACAACCCGACCUUGUGGCUAGACUUUCGCCCUCACAUUAUGCCAGUGGACUGUCGGAUCCCUUUGCCCAGGUCAUUGUGCUCGGUGGAACCGAAUACGUGGCCGAUGUGUUUGCCCAGGAGCUGCCGCAGAUAGCUCACAAAAUGAAGGCUCAGCUACCAGAUGGAUACUCGGAGCGAAUAAUGUCCGUGGUCGAUCCCAAGAACUCUGCCUUCAAUGCGAUUGUUCAUGGCGAUCUGUGGGUGAACAACAUGAUGCUCGAUCGAAGCAAUGGCAACGCAAUACUCGUGGACUUUCAGAACUGUUUCCUGGGCAGCCCGGCCAUCGAUCUGCAGUUCUUUUUCUACACCAGCCUGCAAUUGGAGGUGCUGCUCCACCAGCAGGAUGCACUGCUGCAGCACUAUUACCACAGCCUCACCGAUACCCUCAACCUGGGCGGCUAUUGCGGCUAUCUGCCCACCUUUGGCCAGUUAAUGGACGAGAUGCAGCGCUGCUUGUACUAUGGCUACUAUGCCGUUGCCUGUGAGCUGCCCAUCUGUUGCGCCUCCGCCGAGGCCAGUGCCGACUUCAAUGUCCACACCUUUGCGAAUCCACAGGCCAUGGAAAUGAAGCGUCGCCAGCUGUUUGCCAGCGAGCGAGUGCGUCAGACGGUCAAGGCUGCACUGCUGACAUUCGAGCAGCAGGGAAUACUGGAAAUGCCCUAGAAAAUGGUGCUGUAAAUGUAUUAUGGAUUACGUAUAGUAUUCUGUAGGUUUCUGUAAUGUAUUUUAGAGUAAUUCUGUUCUUAAAUGUUUCUUCACGUUUUAAUGUACAUUUUCCACUGAU